GAUCUGGGCGCCAAGAUGGCUAGAGGGAGUCCAGGUCCGUGGUUUGUGCUCUGCGUCUGCUUGGUGCUGGCGGUGGACUUCAGCAAAGGGCAGGAGGAAAAACCCUUUGGUGAAAGGUGCCUGGAGGACUUCACAGCAGGGAUGCCAGAUUUCGUGCUGGAUACGGACGCCUCUGUCCAGAAUGGAGCCACUUUCUUAUCAUCCCCCAUGGUCCAUCGGAGCAGGGACUGCAUGAGAGCCUGCUGUAAGGACCCCACUUGUAACCUAGCUCUUGUGGAGCAGGUCCCGGGCACAGAGGAUGACCGCAUCCAGGGCUGUUUUCUCCUCAACUGUCUCUACGAGCAAGCUUUCGUCUGCAGGUUUGCCAGGAAGAUCGGCUUUGUGAACUUCUUGAGGAAGGACGUGUACGAUUCCUACCAGACAAUGCAGAAUCACGGAUCUAGUGAUGACCAUCCUCCGAUCGCCCGCACUGGCAAGGACAUGAGGGUGCAGCCCGGGGAGCCAGUGCUGCUGAGGGGCACAGAGAGCACGGACGACCGAGGGAUAGUCAGAUACGAAUGGAAGCAGAUCCUUGGUGACACCUCAGUGGAGAUGAAGAAUCAUGAAGAAGAUCAGGUAGAAAUCUCCAACCUGCAGGCGGGGACUUACGUCUUCCAGCUUACUGUCACGGACACUGCACAACAGCAGGACUUUACCAACAUCACCAUCAUGGUGCUGAAUUCUGAGCAGACUGAAGAGCACUGUUUGACUCCUAAGAAGGUGGGUUGGUGCCGAGGAUCUUUUCCACGUUGGUUUUACAACCCAAGCCUUCAGCAGUGUGAGGAAUUCAUUUUUGGUGGCUGCAAGCCCAACAAGAAUAACUACUUACGAGAGGAGGAGUGUAAGCUUGCCUGCAAGAAUGUUAGAGGUUCUGUUGGUGGGCGACAAGAGCCAGUGUGCAAUGGGAACUGCCAGUCCCCCUUCUUCAGAUGCAAGGAUGGCUGCUGCAUUGAUGCCUAUCUGGAGUGUGAUGAAACUCUUGACUGCGCUGAUGGAUCGGACGAGAUGUACUGUGAACAAUACGCUCGUGAGUUCAACCGACUGCAGAAGAUCAACGUCACACAUAAGCAAGGUCACUGCGUGGACUUGCCUGAUACUGGACAGUGCACUGAGAGCAUUCCCCGCUGGUACUAUAACCCAUUCUCUGAGAAGUGUGAUCCCUUCACCUAUGGGGGCUGUGGUGGCAACAACAACAACUUUCAAAGGGAGGAAGAGUGUAUGAAAUCAUGUUCAGGCAUCACAAAAGCGGAUGUCAUUGGCCGGAGAUGGGAAUUUGAAUCCCAAAAUGAUACCUUAAGUGCCUUUGAGGUCGUGAUUGCUGUGCUCCUGGGGAUCUGUAUCAUGGUGGUCCUGGUGAUUAUUGGCUACUUCUUCCUGAAGAAGAGGAAGAACAGCCGCCGCCGUCAGCCAGCCACUGCUACCAACUCAACCCUUUCCACCACAGAGGACACUGAGCAUCUGUUUUACAGCAGUGCCACCAAACCAGUCUGA
Molecule: messenger RNA, 1530 nt
Organism: Indicator indicator
Lineage: Eukaryota; Metazoa; Chordata; Aves; Piciformes; Indicatoridae
Gene: SPINT1
Product: serine peptidase inhibitor, Kunitz type 1
Exons: 10
Coding region: 16-1530 (504 amino acids)
Molecular function (GO): serine-type endopeptidase inhibitor activity; protein binding
Source: RefSeq, a predicted model, not a curated record